AAAAAUAAAAAAAAAAUCACUUUUCGAUCUCAAUUUUCAUUUCCCUUCUCUCUCCCUCUAAAAACUCACACUCUCCCAUCACAGCGGGAGAGAGGAGCAAGCAAAACUAUAGCCCUAUACCUACACCAUCUCGCUGUAUAUCCUAGGUACUUUCGCCCACACUUUUUAAUUGCCAGAUCUGACUUAUUGAAUAUUUUUCUAGGUGAUUGGGAUACUUGGUUGAUUAAACGAUGUUAACGAAAUUUGAGACGAAGAGUAAUCGAGUGAAAGGAUUGAGUUUUCAUCCUAAAAGACCAUGGAUCCUUGCGAGUUUACACAGUGGUGUGAUUCAACUUUGGGAUUACAGAAUGGGAACUCUUAUUGAUAGAUUUGAUGAACAUGAUGGACCUGUUCGUGGUGUUCAUUUUCAUAAUUCGCAGCCAUUGUUUGUCUCUGGAGGAGAUGAUUAUAAGAUUAAAGUCUGGAACUACAAGAUGCAUCGAUGCUUGUUUACCCUUCUUGGACAUCUUGAUUACAUCCGUACGGUUCAAUUUCAUAACGAAUCCCCUUGGAUAGUUAGUGCUAGUGAUGAUCAAACAAUUAGAAUAUGGAACUGGCAGUCUCGUACUUGCAUCUCUGUUUUGACUGGCCACAACCAUUAUGUUAUGUGCGCCUCCUUUCAUCCUAAGGAGGACUUGGUUGUCUCGGCUUCCUUGGACCAGACUGUUCGUGUAUGGGACAUAGGUGCGCUGCGGAAAAAGUCGGUAUCCCCAGCAGAUGAUAUAUUGAGGUUGAGUCAGAUGAACACAGAUUUGUUUGGUGGGGUUGAUGCCGUUGUAAAGUAUGUCUUGGAAGGUCAUGACCGGGGGGUCAACUGGGCUGGAUUCCACCCAAGCCUGCCUCUGAUUGUUUCUGGAGCAGAUGAUCGCCAAGUGAAAUUGUGGCGCAUGAAUGAUACAAAGGCAUGGGAAGUAGACACAUUGAGAGGGCAUAUGAAUAAUGUCUCGUGUGUUAUGUUCCACGCUAAGCAGGACAUUAUCGUGUCCAAUUCAGAGGACAAAAGUAUUCGUGUGUGGGAUGUAACAAAGCGAACUGGUGUUCAAACAUUUCGCAGAGAACACGACCGGUUCUGGAUUCUUGCAUCACAUCCAGAGAUGAAUCUGCUUGCUGCUGGUCAUGAUAGUGGUAUGAUUGUUUUUAAGUUGGAGAGAGAAAGGCCGGCUUUCUCCACCAGCGGUGACAGUUUGUACUAUGUCAAAGAUCGUUUCUUGCGUUUCUAUGAGUUCUCAACUCAAAAGGACACACAAAUGGUUCCAAUCCGACGACCUGGCUCGACUAGCUUGAAUCAAAGCCCAAAAACCCUAUCUUACAGUCCUACAGAGAAUGCUGUUUUGGUUUGUUCAGAAAUUGAUGGGGGGUCUUAUGAACUUUAUAUUGUACCUAAAGACACCGGCAGGGGAGAUACUAUGCAAGACGCUAAAAAAGGAAUUGGCGGAUCAGCUGUUUUUGUAGCACGGAAUAGGUUUGCUGUUAUUGACAAGAGCAACAACCAAGUUUUAAUCAAAAACCUUCAAAAUGAGAUGGUGAAGAAGUGCAGUCUUCCCAUGUCCGCAGAUGCAAUAUUCUAUGCAGGGACAGGUAAUUUGCUGUGCAGGGCAGAGGAUAGAGUGGCCAUCUUCGAUCUCCAGCAGAGACUCAUUCUUGGUGAACUUCAAACUCCCUUCAUUAAGUACGUUGUUUGGUCAAUUGACAUGGAGAGUGUUGCGUUACUUAGCAAACACGCUAUUGUAAUUGCUAGCAAGAAACUCGUGCAUAGGUGCACCCUUCAUGAAACUAUUCGUGUGAAGAGUGGAGCCUGGGAUGACAAUGGUGUUUUCAUAUAUACAACCCUGAACCACAUUAAGUAUUGUCUUCCGAAUGGAGAUAAUGGAAUCAUUAAGACACUCGACGUGCCAAUAUACAUCACCAAGGUUACUGGUAAUACCAUAUUUUGCUUGGAUCGUGAUGGAAAGAGUCGUGCAGUAGUUGUUGAUACAACAGAAUAUGUAUUCAAGUUAUCUCUGCUGAGGAAGAAGUAUGAUCAGGUUAUGAGCAUGAUCAGAAACUCGCAACUCUGCGGACAAGCCAUGAUUGCCUAUCUGCAUCAGAAAGGUUUUCCUGAAGUUGCUCUCCAUUUUGUGAAGGAUGAAAAGACUCGUUUUAACUUGGCGCUGGAGAGUGGUAACAUCCAGAUUGCUGUUGCCUCAGCGAAGGAGAUUGACGAGAAAGAUCACUGGUAUAGGUUGGGUGUGGAAGCACUUCGUCAGGGUAAUGCAGGCAUUGUGGAAUAUGCAUACCAGAGAACAAAGAACUUUGAUAGGCUUUCCUUCCUGUAUCUUGUAACUGGGAAUAUGGAUAAGUUGUCAAAAAUGUUGAAGAUCGCCGAGGUUAAGAAUGAUGUAAUGGGUCAGUUUCACAAUGCCCUGUAUCUUGGCGACAUCCGUGAGCGUGUCAAAGUUUUGGAGAACGCCGGUCAAUUUUCUCUUGCUUAUGUUACAGCUGCUGUUCAUGGACUCUUUGACGAUGCUGAAAGACUGGCUGAUCAGCUGGGGGAUAAUGUUCCCUCUUUGCCGGAGGGGAGAACAUCUUCCCUUUUGAUUCCACCUGCACCCAUCUUAUGUGGUGGAGAUUGGCCCUUGUUGAGGGUCAUGAAAGGCAUCUUCGAUGGUGGUCCUGAUGUGGAAAGAGGACAGGAAGAAUAUGAAGAAGCCGAUGAGGCGGAUUGGGGAGAAAACUUAGAUAUUGAUGGUGCGGAUGACGCACAGAAUGAAGAUGGAGUAGUGGUGCGUGAAAAUGGGGAAGUAAAUGAGGAAAAUGACGAAGAUGGAGGAUGGGAACUUGAGGAUCUAGACCUUCCACCAGAGCUUGAUACUCCAAUUACCUCAACAAAUACUCGGUCAACUGCAUUUGUAAUCCCAGCUCCAGGUAUGCCUGUAAGUCAGAUAUGGAUUCAGAAAUCAUCCCUUGCUGGUGAGCAUGCGGCGGCUGGCAAUUUCGACACUGCAAUGCGCUUGUUGAACAGACAACUGGGCAUCAAAAAUUUUGCUCCUAUGAAGUCCAUGUUUCUCGAUCUUCACAAUGGAACUCAAUCCUAUGUGCGUGCUUGUUCCUCUGCUCCUGUGAUCACCUUGGCAGUAGAGAGAGGGUGGAGUGAGUCCGUGAGCCCUAAUGUGAGAGGCCCACCAGCUUUGGUGAUCAAGUUUUUUCAGCUGCAUGAGAAACUCAAUGCUGCUUAUAAACUUACAACAAGUGGGAAAUUUUCAGAAGCUUUACACCUUUUCCUUGGUAUUCUACACUCCAUCCCCUUAAUCGUUGUGGAUUCAAGAAGGGAGGUUGAUGAAGUCAAGGAGUUGAUCAUUAUAGCGAAGGAGUACGUCCUGGGUUUGCAAAUUGAGCUGAAGAGGAGGGAGACGAGAGACAACCCUGUUCGUCAGCAGGAAUUAGCAGCUUACUUCACACACUGUAACCUUCAGAUGGCUCACUUGAGACUGGCCUUGACGAAUGCAAUGGGAAUUAGUUUCAAGGCAAAGAACUUCAUUACGGCAGCAAACUUUGCUAGGCGGCUCUUGGAGACAAACCCUACUAACGAGGUUCAAUCAAGGAAAGCAAGACAAGUACUGGCAAGCGCGGAAAGGAACGCAAAUGAUGCAGCCCAACUAAAUUAUGAUUUCAGAAACCCAUUUGUGAUAUGUGGAGCAACACAUGUGCCAAUAUACCGUGGACAGAAAGACGUCGCAUGUCCUUACUGUAGUGCAAAAUUUGUUCCAUCUCAGGAGGCUAAGAUAUGUGCUGUUUGCGGUCUUGCCGUGGUUGGAUCAGAUGCAUCUGGUCUACUAUGUUCUCCUUCCCAGAUAAGAUGAUUACAAUGAAUGUGCCUUAAAAACGAGAGGAGUACUAUGUCCACACACAUGGGUAAUAAGUAGCAGUAGUUAUGUGAAUGUUCUUAUUUUUGUUCUUGCAAAAUCAUAGAUGGUGAUAUUAAAUAUGGAGUUUAGUUCCAUUUGAUUGCUUUUUUCUUUAUUUUUUUCCGGAAGGUACGUCUUUCCUCUUUUUCAUUUUUCCUUUAUAUGAGUAUGAUUUACUGUAAUAACAAAUUUGAGAAUUUUGAUUAGUCUCGGACUUUUUUUCUCGUUUA
Messenger RNA from Papaver somniferum (opium poppy), 4153 nucleotides. Its product is annotated as coatomer subunit alpha-1-like. Gene Ontology annotation, cellular component: COPI vesicle coat. Gene Ontology annotation, molecular function: structural molecule activity; protein binding. Gene Ontology annotation, biological process: endoplasmic reticulum to Golgi vesicle-mediated transport; intra-Golgi vesicle-mediated transport; retrograde vesicle-mediated transport, Golgi to endoplasmic reticulum. The record is from RefSeq and is a predicted model, not a curated record. The transcript has 4 exons. Bases 231 to 3878 code for a protein of 1215 amino acids. Lineage: Eukaryota; Viridiplantae; Streptophyta; Magnoliopsida; Ranunculales; Papaveraceae.